CAAGCGAGGCGAAGCGGCGGGGAAGGGGGGGCGAUGCCGACUCAGCGUGAAAGCGGCAGCAACAGCGGCGGGAGCAGCAUGUCUCACCCGGGCCUGGGCAGCGUCGGUGGCGGCCCCGGGGGGGACAGCGCCCACCAGGUCCGAGUCAAGGCGUACUACAAGGGGGAUAUAAUGAUAACGUAUUUUGAACCUUCCAUCUCCUUCGAGGGACUGUGUAAUGAAGUUCGAGACAUGUGCGCUUUUGAUGAUGAACAACUUUUUACUAUGAAAUGGAUUGAUGAAGAAGGGGACCCAUGUACUGUCUCUUCUCAGCUUGAGCUAGAAGAAGCUUUUCGGUUGUAUGAAUUGAACAAAGAUUCUGAACUUCAAAUACAUGUGUUUCCCUGUGUGCCGGAAAGGCCUGGAAUGCCAUGUCCAGGAGAAGACAAGUCUAUUUAUCGUCGAGGAGCAAGGCGGUGGCGAAAGCUCUAUUGUGCAAAUGGUCAUACUUUCCAAGCCAAGCGAUUUAACAGGAGAGCUCACUGUGCCAUCUGCACUGAUCGGAUAUGGGGAUUGGGACGUCAGGGAUAUAAAUGUAUCAACUGUAAACUCCUUGUUCACAAAAAGUGUCACAAACUCGUCAGCAUAGAAUGUGGCCGACAUGCAAUACCACCGGAUCCUUUAAUGUCAAUGGAUCAAUCAGCGGUGCAUCAUGAUAACAUAGAACCUGUGAUACCAUAUAAUCCUUCAAGUCAUGAAAGUUUGGACCAUGUCGGUGAAGAAAAGGAGGCAACAAGCAUUAGAGAAAGUGGCAAAGUAUCUUCCAGUCUGGGUCUGCAAGAUUUUGAUCUACUUCGAGUUAUAGGGAGAGGAAGUUACGCAAAAGUUCUUCUUGUUCGGUUAAAGAAGACAGAACGCAUUUAUGCCAUGAAAGUGGUGAAGAAAGAACUAGUCAAUGAUGAUGAGGAUAUUGAUUGGGUUCAGACAGAAAAACAUGUCUUUGAGCAGGCUUCAAAUCAUCCUUUCCUUGUUGGCCUUCAUUCUUGUUUCCAGACAGAAAGCAGGCUGUUUUUUGUUAUAGAGUAUGUAAAUGGAGGCGAUCUCAUGUUUCACAUGCAGCGGCAGAGGAAAUUGCCAGAAGAGCAUGCAAGGUUUUAUUCAGCAGAAAUUAGUUUAGCAUUAAACUAUCUUCAUGAACGAGGGAUAAUUUAUCGGGACUUGAAACUGGACAAUGUGUUGCUGGAUUCUGAAGGGCACAUCAAGCUGACUGAUUAUGGCAUGUGUAAGGAAGGAUUAAGGCCUGGAGAUACAACCAGCACUUUCUGUGGCACUCCCAACUAUAUUGCUCCUGAGAUUUUGCGUGGAGAAGAUUAUGGAUUUAGUGUGGAUUGGUGGGCUCUGGGUGUGCUGAUGUUUGAAAUGAUGGCAGGCAGGUCACCAUUUGAUAUCGUUGGGAGCUCUGAUAACCCUGAUCAGAACACAGAAGACUAUCUUUUCCAAGUUAUUCUGGAGAAGCAAAUCCGUAUUCCUCGAUCCCUUUCUGUGAAAGCAGCAAGUGUUCUAAAAAGCUUCCUUAACAAGGAUCCCAAAGAACGCUUAGGAUGCCAUCCUCAGACAGGAUUUGCGGACAUUCAGGGACAUCCCUUUUUUCGUAAUGUAGAUUGGGAUCUGAUGGAGCAAAAACAGGUGGUUCCUCCAUUUAAACCAAACAUAUCUGGGGAAUUUGGUCUGGACAACUUUGAUGCCCAGUUCACUAAUGAGCCAGUUCAACUCACUCCUGAUGAUGAUGAUAUUGUGAAGAAGAUUGACCAGUCUGAAUUUGAAGGCUUUGAGUAUAUCAAUCCUCUCCUGAUGUCUGCUGAGGAAUGCGUCUGAUCUCCUCCCACUUCAAAACUGUGCCAUUCGUUGCUUCCUUUUUCUGCAUGGGUUAGCAGCUUGCUGUUGAGAUGCAGCUGCUGAAAAACAUUGACCUUUUUCAUCAGCCAUAUAUCACCCAUAAGAUGAAUUCUUCUGUUACAAGAAUCUGAAAUGCUGUUCAAACUUGCUGCACAAAAGUUGAGCUGUCUAAUGUGAAUAUGGACUGACAUUCUGUUGGAAACGUAUUGCUCUGUAUUCCAAAGGGUCUUGCAUUUAAGAUUCAGAGUAAUGUUAUCAUGGCAGGUUAGACCUCAAAACUAAAUCUCAGAUUAGAAGAUGGGGAAUUUAUCUGAUGUGACUCUUUCUCUAUUUGUUUUCAACAUGUGAGGCUACAUGGGUACCAUCUCAAGUUGACUUUGACACUGCUGGUUCUCAGUUUGAGUGUACGCAAGUUGGUGAUAGUAAUGUGCAUUGCCAAAAGUAUGCAGAAGAUUGCAGUGGAAUUGUCAUGUAAUGCUGCAGCCCACUUCCAAUCCCUGAAUUUCAGGUUUUGUCUUCCAGGUUAGAAUUUCAGUUCAACUUCUGAAACCUUCUUAUGUGUAAGGCUAUACCUGGAGCUAUUCCUGAAGCCUUGAUGAAAAUGGCACAGGAUUAGUGUAAGAUUCUACCAGCUUUUCCAUUCCAUCUCACCAGACCUCCUUUCUUACUACAGCCACCCCCCACCCCCCACUAUGUGGCUUUUGUCUCUGUGAGUCCCACCAUCCUUGGCUUAGCUUUUCUGUUGUUCUCCACUGUAAAAGCUGGCAGGUCCCAACCUGUUUGUUUUUAGUUUUGUGCAUCCCAUUUUCUUGGGAACAAUCAUGGGUCUGUCUCAAGAGGAUUCUGUUCUUGAGGACCAUGUAGUUAACUUCAACGUUUCUUCCUAUCGUUAACUAAGUUUUGUCAGGUACACGUUCAUCAGGUUCACAUUGUCUGAUUUGUGAAUGAGUGCCUUCCUGGGCCUGUUCUUUUAACAAGGGCUAGUAAGAGGUGUGAUGUCAGUUGAAAUGAAUAGAACUAAACAUUUAAAGAACAUCUUUAGCAUAGAUAGGCAGCUAAUUCUCACAAAUAAGGCCUUGAGCGAUUUUCUUCAGAAUCUUGUCAUUCCAAGCAUAUCACAAUAGAUUCAGACAGCCAGUCUUAACUUGCCGCUUUAAAAAAUUAAAAGCAUUCUACCAUACCAGUGUCAAAGGAUCUCUCGUGAUGUUAGCAGUGAUUCUAGACUACACUAGAAAUCUUAUCUUUGUCCUAAACAUUCUUAAUGUUCACAUUAAUUAACAGAGCACAGGAAUAAAGGAAAACCAAACCAACUAGAUGGUUGAAGGUGCAAAUUCUAAAGGUCUAUAUAUUACUAAUAAAAAAGCUAGUGGAUUUUGUAUGUUGGAAUGCUCAAAGCUUUGGCUGCUUGGAGAAACUUUGUGUGUACUUUUUGCUUGGUUUUUAAAAUGCUUGUAAAAAGGGAUUUUAAAAGUAUGCACAUCAUUGUUGAGCGUUCCGUGAUGUAAUAUUAAAAUGUAUGGUACAUAUGGCAAUUACCUAUGAACCCGUUUUUAUGAACAUUGACAUGCUAAACUGAAGGAGGGAAGGUAACUUGUCUUAGCACUUGCCCUUACUAGUUGAGCUUGCUCAUGUUGGUUAUUGUGUUUAAGGAACUCUUAAUUGUAUGUUGUUGUAGUUUGGGGGGGAUCUCUGCAUAUUGGAUAACUUGGCUUCUAUCUUCUUAACGCUGAGUCCUUUUUCUGAAGUAUCUGAAAGUGGGCCACUAGCAGUGGGUACAUUUAAGUUGCAUGGUACAAAAUGGCAUUAUCAGAGGUACAUUUUUUAAAAAAAUCUCACAUCCAAGAUUUUUCUUCUUCUAAGCACAAAUUCAGUGAAUUUACAGAUGUUACAUAUGAUGUAUUUCCUUCCUGUAUCUGUGUGUGAUAACUAUUUCAUGUUGUGGUAUAUCUUCUUUUGUCAUCUUUUAACAAAAACAGCGAUAUGUCAAAAGCAAAAUGUCAAAGAUUUUUUAUUUUCGUAUUUGUUUCAAACAAGUGCCAUGGUAUUAAAUUGUGUAUUUUUAAAAAAAUAUAUGUUAAAUGUGUAGAAGCUUGUCUUAAAAUGUUGACUUAAAAUAUUGAAUUUGGACAUGAACUAUAAGGGAGCAUGAUGUUUGGGGAAUAACCUUUAGCGUAAAAAUUGGACUGAUGGGUGCUUCUUCUUUACUGUUGCUGCUGUGUGCAUUCAUUUUGCAGUCUUGGACAUUAUGUUGUAUAAUCUGUAUUUCUGCACACUUUUUUACUUUUCAUUUUUAAGUUUCAAAAUAAAACACAGCAGAGUUUUUUUUUAAUUUAAAA
Molecule: messenger RNA, 4211 nt
Organism: Heteronotia binoei (common prickly gecko)
Lineage: Eukaryota; Metazoa; Chordata; Lepidosauria; Squamata; Gekkonidae
Gene: PRKCI
Product: protein kinase C iota
Exons: 18
Coding region: 34-1854 (606 amino acids)
Biological process (GO): protein phosphorylation
Molecular function (GO): protein binding; diacylglycerol-dependent serine/threonine kinase activity; ATP binding
Source: RefSeq, a predicted model, not a curated record